Penicillium nucicola is the source of this 1092-nucleotide messenger RNA. Its product is annotated as 3-oxo-5-alpha-steroid 4-dehydrogenase family protein. Gene Ontology annotation, molecular function: oxidoreductase activity, acting on the CH-CH group of donors. Bases 1 to 1092 code for a protein of 363 amino acids. The transcript has 2 exons. Gene Ontology annotation, biological process: lipid metabolic process. The record is from RefSeq and is a predicted model, not a curated record. Lineage: Eukaryota; Fungi; Ascomycota; Eurotiomycetes; Eurotiales; Aspergillaceae.
AUGGGUGCGGCAAUCUCCACCUGCUGGGCAGCUAUGCCUGCCAGCACAGAAUUCUAUCCCCCAACUCCACAGGUAUACACUUGUAUCCUCAACAUCUUCCAAUACUUCCCCCUAGUGACAGUAUUCCAAUGGCUUCUCUCCUGGCAUCCGGCAGGUAAAACUUCCAACAAUUCCAUUCUCAAUAUUCCAGGUCGUAUAGCCUGGUGCGCCAUGGAGAUCGUCGGGCCUGUAAACCUGAUCUACAAUCUGAUGCUUCCAUCGCCCUCCUCACCAGCAAUUGGUGAUCUCCCCUGGCCUAAUGUCCUCGUAGCAGGACUAUAUUGUAUCCACUACUUCAACCGUUCAAUUAUCUCCCCCUUCUUCUCUGCCCCAAGCAUGUCCCCAAUCCACCCAUUCGUCAUGACAUCCGCCAUGGCAUUCAACUGGUUCAACUCAAGCUGUCUAGUCGGAUGGAUACGCGGAUACACCAUUCCAACCAUUCCAAGCUUCCACGCCAACGAAAAUAGUCCCCACGCCCGCCCUGGCAUUGUGGAUUUCAUCCCAACGGUGGGCGUGCUCCUCUUCGCCAUUGGCAUGGCAGGAAACAUUUAUUCAGAAACAGCCCUUUUCCGCUUCCGCCGCGAAGAAACAGAGAAACGUCUAGCCAAGAAAUCGGAUGACGCUAAGGCUGGCACUACUGCAGGGCAAAUCGAUGGAGGCAGCCGCAACAAAUUCCAUAAAGUCUACGUCAUCCCGCCUACGCGUGGUGUUUUUAGAUAUAUUCUUUACCCGCACUAUGCAUUCGAGUGGCUUGAGUGGUUUGGCUUUGCUUUGGCUGGUACGGCGGUUCUGAGUCUGUCGACUGUUCCUGCUGGUGCGCCUUCCGCUGCUGUGGUUCCGCCGCUUCAUCUUGCGCCUUGGUUGAUUCCUGUUGCUUGGGGUGCUGAUAAGCUUGCUUUGCAGUUGCCUUUGCCUGCUGUCAUUUUUGUUGUUAAUGCUGUUACUAAUAUGCUUCCUCAUGCGCGCUGGGGAAGAAAGUGGUAUGUUGAAAAGUUUGGAGAAAAGGGUGUUGCUGGAAGAGGUGCGGUUGUACCAGGCUGUGCGUGGAUGUGA